This is a messenger RNA of Saccostrea echinata, 4082 nucleotides long. RefSeq lists its product as uncharacterized. Gene Ontology annotation, cellular component: extracellular region. Lineage: Eukaryota; Metazoa; Mollusca; Bivalvia; Ostreida; Ostreidae. The transcript has 14 exons. The record is from RefSeq and is a predicted model, not a curated record. The coding region runs from base 15 to 4070 and encodes 1351 amino acids. Gene Ontology annotation, molecular function: chitin binding.
GACAAACCAGGAAGAUGGAUGAAAACAAGAAAGUCCUUUCUUUGGCGUUAGUAAUUUUUGCAUUGUCUUUGAAAUUCUGUUCGUCUGCUGUCGAUCGAACGCGGGAAGAUCGCGCAGUUGGAGCAGACAUUGUGCAGGCUGUCGUGGACAUUAUUAGAGAAAACUGUAUCUAUCCAAAUGACCGAAUCUUUCUCAGAAGACUUGCUUUCGUGGAAUCAAAGGAUGGACUCAGUACGGAUACGUUCAGACCACACUUUUACGGCGGAAUCUGGCAGAUACAAAAAUCAGAGUUCGAAUCCACUAAACACUGCUACGGACUGGAAGACAUGUGUGAGGCUAUCAAAGAGAAGCUUCACAUUGAUUGGAGAAGAACAGUCUGGCAGGAUCUCACCAAACCUCUGUAUUCCGGAUUAGCCGCAAGUCUGAAACUGCAGCAGCUUGUCGGAAACAAUACUCCUGGUGUCCUAGAAAAGCAGGCAGAUUUCUGGGUACACAACUAUCACAAAGGACGAUCUGCCUCUCAGUUUAUAACGGAAGUUAACAAAAUCCCAGAGGAGAAAUGUCAGAUAGACUUAGCAUUCAUGUUGGAUGGAUCAGGAAGCAUUGCAUUCUUAAAUUUCCUGCGAAUGCUGGAAUUUGUUAAAAAUACCACAAAACAAUUCGAAAUUGGGCUCAAUGCAGUUGAAGUGGCGGUCAUCUCUUUUAGUGAUUAUUCCCGUGUAGAAUUUGGAUUUGGACAAUUCAAUACACACAGUGGUAUUAACACUGCAAUUGAUAACGUUCAGUAUGAUGCCGGAGGAACUAAUACCGCAUCUGCCAUCCGUACUGCUAGAAUGUCUGUCUUUGGUUACAACUCGAGACCGAAUGCAGCAAAAGUUGGUCUAGUCAUCACUGACGGGUAUUCCAAUUCCUUUAAUAGCACUGUCCAGGAAGCUUUGUAUGCUAAAGGAGACGGCAUUGUUCUCUUUGCUAUCGGAAUAGGAAAUAUCAAUGAGGAAGAAUUAAAUGAAGUAGCAAGUAAUCCAAACUGCACUCACGUUUUCUUCAUCACCGAGUUUUCCGAUAUUGAUACCCUAGUGUACGAAAUAAAGAAAGCUGCAUGUCGAGCUCCAGUGAUGAUAAAUAUUGAUCAUACCAAGCCACCCGUAACAGGUACAGUGACUGAUAUAUUUGGAUCAACCAUAUCACCGACUGCAACAUCGGGAAAUGAAGGGACACCUGCAUUAGAACGCAACAUUACUGACAACGGCACGAACCCAACAAUAUCUGUACCAACUAACAUCCAUAAUGUUAAUAACAAGAAUUCCACAAAUAUCAAGAUGAAUGUGUCUGUGAAUUGUGGAAUUGUCCAUGUGUACACGUCCUACGACAACCCCCACCCCAGUCCAGUUCUGUACAAUGACAAACUAACGGCUACUGAUGGUCAUCCUGCUGUUCUUUACAUUAACAGAACCGUAGGCGGGCGCCAGUUGUAUGUAACUUUUGUAGGAACAAAACUUCCCCCAGAAGCAGCUGGCUUGAAAAACUGUACCGAUGCCAAAUAUCAGGGUUCCCAUUCUUGUGGAUCCACCACUGCUACAAUAUCUAAAGACAAGACUCCACUAGACUCUGACUUGUUGAAUCCCUGUACUGCUCAAGCUCUGAUGAACCACCAAUUCUUCUUUGCAUACUCAAGAGAUAACACAAAGUUCAUUCACUGUGACGUAUGGGGUCAUGCUUGGGUCAUGCUAUGUGCUUCAAAUUUAGUUUGGAAUCAGCAGAGCCAGACAUGUAUUGAGAAUACACACACCUCCUCUAACCCUUGUACCCAGGAUCAGUUAGACAAAGGAAUCACGAUGUUUCCCCACCAGGACCCCCACAAGUACAUACACUGCGAUAAUGGACUGAAUCCUUGGAUGUUUCUUGUAUUCCUCUGUUUGAUAACCGCUGCAAACGUAUGCUUCUCCGUUGACCGUACAAGGGAGGAUCGUGCCGUGGGGCCAGACAUUGUUCAGGCCGUGGUAGAUAUUAUAAGAGAAAAUUGUAUCUACCCAAACGACAGAUUGUUUCUGAGGCGACUGGCGUACCUUGAAUCAAACGAUGGAUUAAACCACAAUACUUUUAGACCAAACUUUUAUGGUGGAAUAUGGCAGGUAGAGGAGUCAGGCUUUGAUGCAACUAAACAAAAUUAUCGUCUAACAGAGCAAUACAAAAUCAUCCACCAAAAGCUGAACAUAGCAUGGGAAACUGUGAAAUGGAGAGAUCUGACAAAACCACUGUACUCAGGACUUGCUGCCAGUUUGGUUUUACUGUUAAGGGCUGGGAAAAACACACCUGGUGUUUUGGAAAGACAAGCUGAGUUUUGGAAUAAUUAUUAUCAUCCAGAAAAAUCAUCAGACUAUUUUAUAUCUCAAGUUCAAAAUAUACCCAAUGUUGACUGCCUGAUCGAUAUUGGAUUUAUUCUGGACGAAUCGGGAAGCAUCGGAAGGGAUGACUUUCUUGUCAUGCUCGACUUCGUAAAAAAUGUAACUGAAAAAUUUGAGAUCGGUCCACGAGCAGUAGAAGUAGCCCUUUUGACGUUUGAUUCUUCGGCAAAUUUGGAAUUCGGAUUUGGUACCUACAGUAACCACCAUGAUCUGAAUGUUGCCAUCAACAAAACAAAUUACACAGGUGGCGGUACAAAUAUUGCCGCAGGAAUUCGUUUGGCCAGAGAAUCUGUCUUUCGCUUUGGGUCACGCUCGAGUUCAACAAAAGUCGGUCUAGUUAUCACUGAUGGCUGUUCGAACAUAUACGAUACAGUUCGCGAGUCAAAGUACGCAAAAGAUGACGGUAUAGUCCUUUUUGCUCUCGGAAUUGGUAGCAUUUGUGAUGACGAACUAGAAUCACUGGCAAGCGACCCUAACUGCACACAUGUGUUUUUUCUGUCGGGAUUUUCUGACAUUGACAGCCUCAUUUACGAAAUUCAAAAGGCAGCUUGCAGAGCACCAGUUGUUAUUGGUCCGUCUCAGACAGACAACGGAACCAAUACUACCAAACCAAAUACACACAUAAUAACACAGCACCUAAGCCAAAACAAAACAGAUAUAAAGACAUUUGCCGUAUCCACAAACAACACAGGGAAUGAUACAGGCUUAGACAGUGUGAUGCAAUUGACAGUAAACUGUGGAAUAGUCCAUGUGUACAUGUCCUACGACAACCCCCACCCUAGUGCAGCUCUCUAUAAUAACAAAGUGACAGCUACGGACAACCACCCUGCUGUACUUAUCCUGAAUAAGACCAAAGAUGGACGUCCACUGUAUAUGACGUAUGUUGGGACACGCUUGCCUGAACACGCAGCUGACUUGAAAAACUGCAGCGACGCUCACUACGUGACAACGAUAACGUACGUUAACAAAUCAGGAAUAGAGAUAGUAUGCCGCCAAAACGGACAUGAGCGUGAAUGUACAAAACUUGACUUUCAGCUCCAUGAGAAGUAUAAGGAUUACCUAUGUAGUUCCUCAGGUUUGGAUGGGGCCCCGGUGCCUAACCCUUGUACCACAGAAGCUAUUCAAAAUAACGAGCUUUUCCAUGCUCAUCCAUAUGAUUAUACAAAGUUUAUCAAAUGCGAUUAUCAGCAUAAGAUGUACAUUACUCAAUGUCCGCAGGGAGAACGGUAUUCACAGGGUUCUCAUUCGUGCGGGUCUUCAACAACCACCAAUACUGGAGACAAGAUCCCGCUUGACCCGGAUGUGAAAAAUCCCUGCACUGCGCAGUCGCUAGCAAACCAAGAAAUGUUCUUUCCGUAUAGCAAAGAUAACUCAAAAUUCAUCCAUUGCGACGUAUGGGGGAAUGCAUGGGUCAUGAACUGCCCACAGAGAUUGGUAUGGAACCAAAACAAUCAUGCUUGUAUUGAAGAUACGCAUGUAUCGUCCAACCCCUGUAUCCAAGACCAAAUAGACCGAGGCAUCACCAUGUUUCCUCAUCCAGACCCCCACAAAUAUAUUCACUGCGACACUGGACUAAAUGCAUGGGUUCAGUCCUGUGUUGGAGGUACUGUGUUUGAUUUUAAGACACAAAAUUGUGUGUGGGAAAAUGCACAGUUUGGUAAAUAGAAAUUGCCAUAU